This is a messenger RNA of Lutra lutra (Eurasian river otter), 3344 nucleotides long. It is a transcript of the gene TOX, whose product is annotated as thymocyte selection associated high mobility group box. Gene Ontology annotation, cellular component: nucleus. Gene Ontology annotation, biological process: leukocyte differentiation; regulation of transcription by RNA polymerase II. The record is from RefSeq and is a predicted model, not a curated record. NCBI's taxonomy places the organism in Eukaryota, Metazoa, Chordata, Mammalia, Carnivora, Mustelidae. Gene Ontology annotation, molecular function: chromatin DNA binding.
GUUGAGCGCUUUCCCCCUCUUUUUUUUUUUCUUUCUUUUUUUUUUUUCUCCUCUUCUUAAACCAAACCACAAACGGAUGUGAGGGAAGGAAGGUGUUUCUUUUACUCCUGAGUCCAGACACCUCUCUCUGUUCGUCUAAGCUUGUUUUGCUGAACACUUAAAAAAAAAAAAAAAAAAAAAAAAAAGGAAAAGAAAGGAGUUGCUUGAUGUGAGAGUGAAAUGGACGUAAGAUUUUAUCCACCUCCAGCCCAGCCCGCCGCUGCGCCCGACGCUCCCUGUCUGGGACCUUCUCCCUGCCUGGACCCCUACUAUUGCAACAAGUUUGACGGUGAGAACAUGUAUAUGAGCAUGGCAGAGCCGAGCCAGGACUAUGUGCCAGCCAGCCAGUCUUACCCUGGCCCGAGCCUGGAAAGUGAAGACUUCAACAUUCCACCAAUCACCCCGCCUUCCCUCCCCGACCACUCUCUGGUACACGUGAAUGAAGUCGAACCUGGUUACCACUCUCUGUGUCACCCAAUGAACCAUAAUGGCCUGCUCCCAUUUCAUCCACAAAACAUGGACCUACCUGAAAUCACCGUCUCCAAUUUGCUGGGACAGGACGGAGCCCUGCUUACUAACUCCAUUUCUGUGAUGCAAGAUAUUCGGAAUCCAGAAGGAACUCAAUAUGGCUCCCAUUCCCAGAUGGCAGCCAUGAGACCAAGGGGCCAGCCUGCUGACAUCAGGCAGCAGCCAGGAAUGAUGCAGCACGGCCAGCUGACCACCAUCAACCAGUCACAGCUAAGUGCUCAGCUUGGCUUGAAUAUGGGAGGAAGCAGUGUCCCCCACAACUCGCCAUCUCCACCCGGAAGCAAGUCCGCAACUCCUUCCCCAUCUAGUUCAGUGCAUGAAGAUGAAGGCGAUGAUACUGCUAAGAUCAACGGUGGAGAGAAGCGACCUGCCUCUGACAUGGGGAAAAAGCCAAAAACCCCCAAAAAGAAGAAGAAGAAGGACCCCAACGAGCCCCAGAAGCCUGUGUCUGCCUAUGCAUUAUUCUUUCGCGAUACUCAGGCUGCCAUCAAGGGCCAAAAUCCAAAUGCUACCUUUGGUGAAGUCUCUAAAAUCGUGGCUUCCAUGUGGGAUGGCUUAGGAGAAGAACAAAAACAGGUCUAUAAAAAGAAAACCGAGGCUGCAAAGAAGGAGUACCUGAAGCAACUAGCAGCAUACAGAGCCAGCCUUGUAUCCAAGAGCUACAGUGAACCUGUUGAUGUGAAGACAUCGCAACCUCCUCAGCUGAUCAACUCAAAGCCUUCAGUGUUCCACGGGCCCAGCCAGGCCCACUCGGCUCUGUACCUAAGUUCCCACUACCACCAACAACCAGGAAUGAAUCCUCACCUGACUGCCAUGCAUCCCAGUCUCCCCAGGAGCAUAGCCCCCAAGCCGAAUAACCAAAUGCCAGUGACUGUCUCUAUAGCAAACAUGGCCGUGUCCCCCCCUCCUCCCCUCCAGAUCAGUCCACCUCUUCACCAGCAUCUCAACAUGCAGCAGCACCCACCACUCACCAUGCAGCAGCCCCUUGGGAACCAGCUCCCCAUGCAGGUCCAGUCUGCCUUACACUCACCUCCCAUGCAGCAGGGAUUUACUCUUCAACCCGACUAUCAGACUAUAAUCAAUCCUACAUCCACAGCUGCACAAGUGGUAACCCAAGCAAUGGAGUAUGUACGUUCCGGGUGCAGAAACCCUCCCGCCCAGCCGGUGGACUGGAAUAACGACUACUGUAGUAGUGGGGGCAUGCAGAGGGACAAAGCCCUGUACCUUACCUGAAAGUCUGAACACCUCUUCUUUCCACUGAGGAAUUCAGGGAAGUCUUUUCACCGUGGAUUGCUUUGUAUAGCCAAAGCAGUUCUCCAUUUUAUUAGAAAAAUACAAGUUGCUAAGCACUUAGGACCAUUUGAGCUUGUGGGUCACCCACUCUGGAAGAAAUAGUCAUGCUUCUUUAUUAUUUUUUUAAUCCCUUAUGGACAUUGUUUUUCUUCUUCCCUGAAGGAAAUUUGGACCAUUCAGAUUUUAUGUUGGUAUUUUGCUGUGAAGUGCUGCGCUUUAGUAACUGCCUUAGCGACUGUAGAUGUCUCGGAUCAAAGUCCUGGAUUUUCCAUUGGUUUUCAUAAUGGGUGUUUAUAUGAAACUACUAAAGACUUUUUAAAUGGCUUGAUGUAGCAAUCAUAGCAAGUUUGUAAAUAGCAUCUAUGUCACACUCUCCUAGAGUAUAAAAUGUGAAUGUUUUUGUAGCUAAAUUGUAAUUUGAAACUGGCUCAUUCCAGUUUAUUGAUUUCACAAUAGGGGUUAAAUUGGCAAACAUUCAUAUUUUUACUUCAUUUUUAAAACAACUGACUAAUAGUUCUAUAUUUUCAAAAUAUUUGAGAAAGAAAAAAAAAACGUAUUCCCAAAUGAUUUUAAUUUAAAAACAAAAUUGGCUUUGUCUCAUUCACCAGACAAAAAGAAACUAGUAUUAAGGGAAGCGCAAACACAUUUAUUUUGUACUGCAGAAAAAUUGCUUUUUUGUAUCACUUUUUGUGUAAUGGUUAGUAAAUGUCAUUUAAGUCCUUUUAUGUAUAAAACUGCCAAAUGCUUACCUGGUAUUUUAUUAGAUGCAGAAACAGAUUGGAAACAGCUAAAUUAUAACCUUUACAUAUGGCUCUGUAUUAUUGUUUCUUCAUACUGUGUCUGUAUUUAAUCUUUUUUUAUGGAACCUGUUGCGCCUAUUUAUGAAAUAAUAAAUAUAGGUGUUUGUAAGUAAAUUUGUUAGUAUUCGAAAGAGGUUUCUUUGAUGUUUUAACUUUUGCUGGCAAAAAAAUUCACGCUUGGUGUGAAUACUUUAUUAUUUAGUUUUUACAGUGACAUGAAUAAAGCCAAACCUACUUUUCAUUUAGCAGCAAAUUAAAGUAACCAAUCCUUUAUUUCUACAUUUCUUUGGUUGAUGCAAACAAAAAACUGAUACUUAAGAACUUUCUUUCUUCGUACAAUAUAACAGAGAAUUGCCCUAAAAAGUCACACAAGCUCCAAGACUAAACAGAUGGGUUCUCUAGCUGAAAAGGGUUGCUUCUUGGUUCUCAGCUGGUUUUAGUCAAUCCUGUAAACUCCCUUCCACCAAAAAAAAAGAAAAAAAAAAAAAAAACCAUUGAAGUCGAAUCAAUUAAAAUUCUUCAAGCUGCAUGCUUUUCGCAAAAUCCAGAAAACAUUUAGGAAGUAAACCAGGGGUGGGUAGGACGGGAAGGCAUACCGUUCAAGAACACAUCUCCAAAUGAAAGGUGAGUAACCAGACAGAAAAAAAAAAAAAAAGGGAAAGCAUUCCAAAUUUGAAAGCUAUU